Molecule: messenger RNA, 942 nt
Organism: Chenopodium quinoa (quinoa)
Lineage: Eukaryota; Viridiplantae; Streptophyta; Magnoliopsida; Caryophyllales; Amaranthaceae
Product: AP-2 complex subunit sigma
Exons: 6
Coding region: 277-705 (142 amino acids)
Biological process (GO): protein transport; clathrin-dependent endocytosis
Cellular component (GO): intracellular membrane-bounded organelle; AP-2 adaptor complex
Molecular function (GO): clathrin-cargo adaptor activity
Source: RefSeq, a predicted model, not a curated record
CUCGUCUAAUUUUGACCAAUGUGGCAAGGUCGAAUGGUCAAUAACACAUUUGAGUCUACCAAUUUGAGUUGACGGUAAUAAUAAUUGCCUCCCGCACCUCAAGUCCUCAAUUACCCGUUUACCCCCGUCACUAAUUCUCGUCGCCGGCGCCUUUUUCUUCCUUAAUUUCCCGGCAUUACACAAUUCAAAGUUGAACAAAUCUUAGAGAGAGAAAUUCGACCUCUUCUCUCUCACCUACAAUUCACUUCGAUCUCCCAACAACAAACAAGGAAAAAAAUGAUCCGAUUCAUUCUGCUACAGAACAGACAAGGAAAGACGCGUUUAGCUAAGUACUAUGUUCCUCUCGAAGAUUCCGAGAAGCAUAAAGUUGAAUACGAGGUUCAUCGACUGGUUGUAAAUAGAGACCCAAAAUUCACCAAUUUUGUUGAGUUUCGUACGCACAAGGUUAUCUACAGGCGUUAUGCUGGGUUAUUUUUCUCCAUGUGUGUUGACAUCACUGAUAAUGAGUUAGCAUACCUGGAGUGCAUUCAUCUCUUUGUGGAGAUACUGGACCACUUUUUCAGCAAUGUUUGUGAGCUGGAUUUAGUCUUCAAUUUUCACAAGGUUUACCUGAUUCUUGAUGAGUUUAUCCUUGCUGGCGAGCUUCAGGAAACGAGUAAGAAGGCUAUCAUUGAGAGGAUGGGUGAAUUGGAGAAACUCGAGUGAUCUAAUUUUGUUGUAGAAGAAUAGCCUGCAAGCUGCUCGUUAUGGAUUGAUGAUUGAAUUUAACUGAGCUUUCACAUAUCCUUGUUUGGGGAACAGAUAUAUUCGGCCUGUGUAUAAUACAUCUUGUGAUCACAAUCCAUUUGUUUACAGUUAACUUGAUGCUUGGCAAUUUUCUGUAUUAAUUUUGUUUUAGUAUCUUUUGCCUCUAUAUGAAUAUACAGUAUAUGGUUUACUCCU